GUGGGGGUGGUCUCCCUGGUUGCUAAGGGCAACAGGGUGAGAUAGAUGGAGCCGCAGCUGCUCGUCUGUUAAUACCAGCGCUCGACCCUCACGUCCCCGCGCGCGCAAUUCUCCACACACACUCUCUCACACACACACUGAUCUCUCUUCAGUCAAGGCAUGAGGAUGCGAGCGGGGAUUUAGUUUCAGUGUCUUUUCCAGUCUGCAGCAGAUUAUUACCUUUCCUCCAGCACACGGGACGGAUUUACACACGAGAAACAAGCUUUGAGGUCCAUCUUCUCCACACGGAAUAUGAUGCAGAAUUGCCUAAUUCUUAUGGAAAUAAGUUGGAUAGGAUCACUCUCAGAGCUGGUGGCUGAUCAUCAAUGAACUAAUUUCCAAAAAGAACACAAGGAAAUAAGUGUUUUUCAGCGAGAAAUACCUGAUAGUUGGAGUUUUUGUUUUUGGAUAUGGCGGCAACUGAGGCUACUGCAGAGCCUGUCCAAGCAGACAUUGUCGAGAAUAAAGCUGAGGUGGAAACCACAAAGCCAGACCCGGCUUCAACAGAGGAAGCCCCAGCUUCAAUAGAGGAAUCACAGCCUACUACUGAGGCACCGCCAAGCACAGAGCAACCAGCUGAUAGCAAAUCCAAGCCAGCCUCUGAAAAAAUAUGGGACUCUUUUUUAAAUAAAAGUGGGCUUGGAAAAGUAAUGGGAGGGAAGAAGAAGAAGGAGCAGCAUACAGAAGCUGAGGAUACUACUGGUGAGGAGCAGGAUAAGGUCUCCAGUCAGAAUGAUGAAGGGGACACUGCAGGCCCUAAGGAACAGGAAUCUAGUCAGCCAGCAGAAGCUAACGAGGAUGGAUCUGAUGGGCAGACUAUUGAAAAAGCACCAGAAAAUGAGGAGGCUUCCCAAGAGCAAAAGGCAUCUGGUGCCAAGCCAAAGCAAGGAGAGAAGUCCAGUGUCAGAGACUUCAUCCGCAAGCCUGUUGCUAAAAUUUUCUCACACAAAGGCACAGACAAAAAGGAUGGCACAGGGGCACUCCAAAAACAUGGGAAGGUUCGAUCAAAAUCACUAGAUAGACUAGAGGAUGCUGAUGCCAGCGCAACUGUGGCAGACCAAGCAGAGGAGCCUCCGACUGCAGAUGAGCCAGACAAGUCUAACCCUCAAACAACGAAAAACAUGAAACGCUGGCACUCUUUUAAGAAACUUAUGGCUCAAAAAAGUCACAAGAAAAGCACAGAUGAGUCCAAGGAUGCUGAGGGGGCAGAGGGAACAAGUGCAGAUGGAGCAGGAGACACUGGGACACUGGAUUCCACAACAAAGUCAGAGCAAUCUGGGCAAAAAAGGUGGAAAUUGAAGAGAUCUUGGACAUUCCAAGGUCUGAAGAGAGAUACAUCAGUGGUUGGAAUCCACAAACCAAAGGACAAAGACUCUUCAGAUGUAAAAGAAGAAAACGACCCAGAGCAGAACAGGGGACGGAAGAUGUAAAGGUAGCCAGUGACGUAGAAACACAGGAGAAGACUAAUGCUGAUGGUGAUGAGGAGAAAGGAGCAACUGCUACUACACAGCAUGCAAAAUCUGUGGACCAGCAUGCAAAUGAGAUCUGGACCUCUUUCAAAAAAC
This is a messenger RNA of Megalobrama amblycephala (Wuchang bream), 1604 nucleotides long. Its product is annotated as protein IWS1 homolog. Lineage: Eukaryota; Metazoa; Chordata; Actinopteri; Cypriniformes; Xenocyprididae. The record is from RefSeq and is a predicted model, not a curated record. The transcript is spliced from 2 exons. The coding region runs from base 450 to 1469 and encodes 339 amino acids.